AGCCGGAACCGUUUCCCAGAACGUACAGGGAGGGGAAAUGCUUUCAGUGAUUCUUUAGAACACGCAUGUUUUUGUGUGCUUUUGUGGGUACAUUAUUUGGGACGUAUGUUCUUGGCGAAUUUCUUAAUCUGGAAGCCCGACCGGACUAUAAAACGCGCACGCAGCCCAAUUUCCGGAGGACAGAGAUUGCGAAGAACAACCAGGAAGCAGCUGGGUUGGGAGCUGUCCCCGGUUCUCCGCUUUGCUUUCGUGGGUGCCUCCAGGGGUCCUUAAGCCGCGGCCCCCCGACUGGUCCUAGGCUCCGGCCCAGGUCCAUCACUCCGGAGCUGCCAUGUCAUCCGAUUUCGAAGGCUAUGAGCAGGACUUCGCGGUGCUCACUGCAGAGAUCACCAGCAAGAUUUCGAGGGUCCCCCGACUCCCGCCUGCUUGAACAGAUGGAUUUGGAAGUCCGAGAGAUACCACCACAAAGUCGAGGAAUGUACAGCAACAGAAUGAGAAGCUACAAGCAAGAAAUGGGAAAACUUGAAACAGAUUUUAAAAGGUCACGGAUCGCCUACAGUGACGAAGUACGGAAUGAGCUCCUAGGGGAUGAUGGGAAUUCCUCAGAGAACCAGUUGAUAAAAUUACGUGAAGAGAGGGCACAUCUGCUCGAUAACACAGAGAGGCUGGAAAGGUCAUCGCGGAGACUAGAGGCUGGGUACCAAAUAGCAGUGGAAACCGAACAAAUYGGCCAGGAGAUGUUGGAAAACCUCAGUCAUGACAGAGAAAAGAUACAACGAGCACGGGAAAGACUUCGGGAAACAGAUGCAAACUUGGGGAAGAGCUCCAGGAUUCUGACGGGGAUGUUGCGAAGAAUCAUCCAGAACCGCAUCCUGCUCGUCCUCCUGGGAAUCAUCGUGGUCGUCACCAUCCUGACGGCGGUCACUUUUUUUGUCCGAGGACACUGAUGUAUCAGCUCUCCCUUGAUAAACAGCAACCGAGGCUUGUUCUGAGUAAUUAAGACAAAAUGGUCACAUGAAUCAUUCUUUUGCGCUGACAGGCCCCUGGGUGACCCUCUCUCUCCCUCACCACUGUUCAGCUAAAGUGCAAAGAGUGUAAAAAUAUUUUCUAUUCCUGUUUGCAUGUGGGUUGGUUUCCUUUUCUAGAUUUGUCUUCACCCAGAUUUGCUUUUCUAGGCAAAGGUGAAUGUUUAUUUGCCUUUGGGUAAUGUCAUCUGUUGUCCAAAAUAGCCUUGGUGACAUUCUUCCUUACCCUGCGGACAUGUGAGGGGUCGUGGUUUGAAAGAGGGCAUGAUGAGUCAGUCACGAGAGUUUCUGUCUGUCACGUAUCUCUUGUCACCAAAAAGUCCUUCUAUGAUGUCCAAGGAUAAAAAUGCAAAGAAAACCAGGGGUCAGGGCCAGGGCCCAGCUCCUGCAAGCCAGCCCUGUCCCUUCUCAGGCUUAAUAAAUACAGUCAACCUGCCUGAGCGCUUUUAUUGCAAAGGAAGGUAUUUAAUGUCACUUGUACAGGAAAUUGACUUAGCACUUUCCCUGUUUUUCUAUGGCAUAAUUUUUUUAACCCAAGAAUAUUUUUGCUGAACCUGCCCAAUAUCCACUUUUCUCAACUUUGGUUACUAGCCACAAGAAAUAUUUCCCUGCCUUCUCCAAAUCACACAUACCCCAGAAUUUGCUGGCAAAAGGAACCCUGGCACAGUAUUUAAUGGUGACCUCAUCCUCCCUGACCCGUGUAAGCAUCUCUGUAUCCUUUCAGUUUUAAUAUCUGCUCUGCCAAAAGCAGCCCUCAAACAUGCAAAAGGUCUGACAAGGUUCUCUCCACAUCCAUUCCAGUAUGUAAAGAGAACAUGAAUAUUUCAGUAAGAGCAAGAACAUGACUGUCGGUGUGAAAUUUCCAAUGUGGUUGUAAAUCUGGGGGAGUCCUAUAGGAGGAUCCACUAGAAAUAAACUUUGUGGAAAAUGUUCACUAUCCUCUUUCCAAAGAAUGAGGGAUUGCGGAGAGUUACAAAAGGACCACUUGGGUUUUUUACCAACAAAUGUUAGUAAAGCCUUUCCUGAAUUCACUGUAUGCCAACCUCCAACRUGCUCUGUGAUUUUUCUUUCUGUCUGAGGUAACCGGGAAUUGCGUUCAAAAUGAGUUCAUUUGUGAUCGAGCUUAAAAGUUGCCCAAGCUGAGGUCAUUUUCCCCCUAGUCAUAAAGCAAAAUGUGUUUUUCUUAAGACUUCAUAGGCACUUAUGGGGUCCCUACUAUCUUUUGAAUAUAAUUGGAUGCUUUGAAUCCUCGAAAAGCAAACCUGUUCUCCUCAUAAAACAUGCUAACCGCCUGUGCUCGUGGAUCAAGAUCAUCCGAAGGCAGCACUUGAUAUUUUUCCCCAACUCGGAAGAGAGCUAUUAUUUGGAGAGGAAAUGCAGACUUCACAACCCACCAGAGGAAUCGUAUUUAUCAAAACGGGCCAGGGCCUGCAUGUGUUCGGAUAAAUCAUUUAAUAUUGUGUAAAUAAAGCUGCAGCCUCCAUGUCAGGGAUGGGAUGGGAUUUGGGCUGAGCAAAGUAGGACAGCAAAGGAGCAGGAAGCUGUGCUGCUGUUCCUCUCAGCUCAAGGGACCCAUCUCAGCGAGGAUCUCUCAUCCUGACAUCCCAAUUCUGGACGUUCCCAACACAUGGAAGAAACCAUUGAGAGCAAGGAAACACAAGCCCUUCUCAUUCUGGAACAGUGAUCGUUGGGAAGUGCACGGACCCUUUGGUGACUCCACUUGACCUUAGUGAAGGGCGUGACCUGUCUGAGCUGCACCUCCGCCCCCACCCUUCAUACUCGGUGCACCCUGGCCACAGCCACCCUGCGAGCAAGAUUGAGCUGAUGACCUCCACUCGCGGGCUCCUGGGUAUUUCCCUGAAUCCCUGUGUUCCUGUUGAAGCAGAUGAGAAAGAAGGAGCUCAUUCCCUGCUCACUUCUCAAUGUUUUUUCCCUACCAUGUCCUCUGUCUGUGAUUUUGCCCCAGAUCAAUCUUGGGAUUGGUAUAAACAGAGAACCCUUGACCUAUCAGCUCCACCAAACCCCCUGCAGAGCAACCACCUAGACCAGGCCAGGGAGCGCUUGGUAAGGAAGCUGGUGAAGGUCCCUUGUGCCCGCUCUUGGCCCUCCUGGAUGCUGCAAGAGAGACUCAAAGGGUCCCAAGGGAGGCCAGGUGCAUGCCCUCCCUCCUGCUGCACUGGGGAAGGAAGACAGUCCACACGUUUGAAGCAGGUCCUGGGUCURUGGAAGGUUCUAGGCACCUAACAUGUAGACUGCGAUUGUUGAAUAUUCCCAAAGUUGACAGCCUUUGUUAAAAAUGAUGCUUGACGGGAGGGUGGAGGGGAGAUGAAGAUGAAGGCGUGGAGGAGGAAGAAGAGAAGGAAGCCCUGGCCAUAUAAAAUUCAUGCAGACUAAACAGUUUCCCUGGCAGAAUAAAUAAAGCGGAUGCUACCCUGCUCCAGAAUCAAAAGCAAUUUAAUUAAAGUCUCUUAAGUUGUAAAGAGUUUUAAAUGUUCCGUGUUGAAGGCGAAAGCCUGCAAAUGCAGCCGGCUGACGUCAGCGGCCGGGCCUGGGCUGGGAGGCCAUUUGCUAUUCUGUUUCAGGCAGGCUGGAUUGUCUUAUUUUGGAACCAGCUUGGUGGGGGGUUUGCUUUGCUACUGCUUCUGAGCCCUGAGCUUCAAAGGCUGAAAUUAAUGGUGAACAAAAUUGUGCGGCUCUGGCCGUCCCAUGCGGGGCAGGCCCAUUGAGGGUUAUCAUUAAGUAAAGAAAUAAAGAGGGGGAAAAAGGCUGCCUGUUCCAAAAACCUCAUCAGAUAAUGACCUCGGUGAUUGGGUUUUCAUUACCAAACAGCAACCAGAGAUUACCAACCCGGGGAAGAAGGGAGGGGGGGAAGAAAGAAAGGAAAAGCCACUGUCUUUCUCUCCCUCUCUCUCUCCUUUUUUUUUUUUUUCCCCUGCACAUCUUUUCUUUAAAACUGUCAGAUCAUUUCAGUAUUUCAAAUCCGAGGAAAACAGCCUGCCUGCUGCUGUAUUUGAAGUUGUAAUGGUGUCAAAAAGUCACGACUGACUGACAGCCGUCAGUCCCAGAGGGGCUCAUUAAAUCAUAAAAACUUGACAAGGAAAUAAUUGCGCAUCGCCAGCAACUUGGCGCCUGUUUAGACGUUUUUAUUUUCUUUCAUUAUUAGUCCCCACAUUACGUUCAUUAACAAAUUGCAUUAAACAACUGUUAAGGGCUAAUGAUUUGUUUAUCGCUUUUUUUAUUAUUAUUAUUUAAACAUUAGCUGUGUCAUGUGGUACCUCAGCAGCCUCUUGCCAUCAUCUGACUGAAUAUUUUUCCACUCCGAGCUCUGGGUACUGUUGGAAUAUGAAAUAGAUUAUUCAUUACUCUCCUCUUUGCCACUGAUUUGGUUUCAUGUAGCGUCUUCCACAGAGAAAGAUGAAAACUUGUCAAAAAUAGGUUAUAUCUUAUUCGAAGGGGCAACAAUAGCGGCAGGUCCAGGCACACUUUAAUAUUUAAUUAAGGUUGAUGUUAACCCCCUUUAAAUGACUUUAGCUGUAAGUUAUAUUUAAAUGCAGAAGAGAAAAAUAAUUGUUCUUAAUUUGCAACCUGGUCAGCAGGCAUUCUUCAUGGAGUUAGCUGGAAAUUUAGAGCAGAAUUUUUAAAUAAUGAAAUUUCCCAUCAUAAAUAUUUAUGGCGGUUUGUCUACGUAGUUGGGAAUUAACUACAAGCGAUGAUUUCCUUGUCUCUUUGGUGUGCACUGCUAGCCUAGUGGGCCACUCUGUGCUUGGGAGCAGCGUGGCUUUCUUGGGAGAAACGUGUGCUUGGAGGGGAAGUCCAGCACCAAGGACGGCUGGCUGGUUGUGGCCAGCGCCAGUUUCAAAAGAACUGCUGUGAGUCCGCGGGCCACUUGCCUUCCCCUUUAGCUGAGUGUGUGGUUGGAGGACUGUGGCCUGCAGUGAGACCGAGUAGAGCCGUCUUACAGGAGGACUUGUGUGUGUUCCGUGGCCCGCACAGCGAGGCCGUGGUGGGGAGUCCUGGCGCCUCUGUCUAGUCAACCCGAGCUCAUUACAAACACUGCUUCCCUAACAGGCAUGGGAGCAGCACUUUGCAGGGAUUGACCUUCCACCCUUUUUCCUUUCUGUGACUCACCCUUGCUGAACUGAUUGGCUCUUCCAUGGGCUGUGAGCUUGAGGGCCCAGAAGGGACAAAGCUCCAUCACGGUCUCCGAAUCAGAAGGCAGGGGCAAUUCUUCGUGCCAUAACUGCUAGCUUCGAUGAGUUGACACCAAGCACAGAGCCAGUCGCAGAGGCCUGAUCCAUGGGCACUUCAGGGUAGACUGCUCUGCUCUGGUCCAGGGAACGCCUUUUCCCCAUCCUAUUUCUGAUCGCACUCUCCAUCCCCAGAACCCUUAGGUGACUACGUGAGGGGUGCGUGUUCCUGCUCAGUGCAGCAUCAGCACCACUCACCUGAGGACAGAGAGUCCUGCAGGAGCCCUAGGCCAGCCCAGCAGGCAGCAGCCAGGCGAGGCCUAGUUCUAAGUCCCACUGAUCUCUACAGAGACAGAAAUGGUGGACUUGCACCAGGAAGUUCCAUUUUAGUCCAGACCCAUUGACCGCAUGAUGACCCACCUCCCUCAGGAGGACCUCCACACUUUAGCAGAAGCCGUUCUUCCAGAAGACAGGAAGGCUCUGGGGUGAGCAGGCCCCAGUGACAUGGACAGGGAAGUGCUGCGGGAAGACACAGAGGGCUGAGAGGCUGCCAGCCUCUCAGGUCAGUGGCAACGGGAACUUUGCAGAGCCAGUUUACYAGGACAGGUAGAGCAAAACCAAGAUGGCAGGACAAAUGGGGUGAGACCAGAUGGUGUACAGGUGAAGACAAAGGGACUCCUCACCACCAGGGGGUAGGUAGGAGGUGGCUGUUGGCUCAUCCCAGUGAAGAGCCCAGAGGGAGGGGCCCAGGCAGGUAGGCCUCACCUUGUAGCUCCCUGAGCCCAUCAGUGCCUUCCUGAGAAGAAGCCAGAGAAGGGGAAUGACAGGGUCCCCACCCAGGUCACACACCACCCCUGUCUGCAGCUGCAGGAGCUCCUGGAGAGCUGUGGGGAAAGCACUUCCUCUUCCUGAAUCGCCUCUUACUCCUGCUACAUAAAUAACGAAGGCAGCCCAGCGAGAGGGGGAGAUGCGGGAAGCAGAGCUCUGGACUCUGAUUCCGUGAACCCGUGCCCCCUCCCUCCCUCCAUCCAAACAAGGCCCUUUGGCGUGAA
This is a messenger RNA of Urocitellus parryii (Arctic ground squirrel), 6264 nucleotides long. RefSeq names its product vesicle transport through interaction with t-SNAREs 1A (gene Vti1a). The record is from RefSeq and is a predicted model, not a curated record. Gene Ontology annotation, biological process: intracellular protein transport; Golgi to vacuole transport; intra-Golgi vesicle-mediated transport. Gene Ontology annotation, molecular function: SNARE binding; SNAP receptor activity. NCBI's taxonomy places the organism in Eukaryota, Metazoa, Chordata, Mammalia, Rodentia, Sciuridae. Gene Ontology annotation, cellular component: ER to Golgi transport vesicle membrane; Golgi apparatus; endoplasmic reticulum membrane.